Molecule: messenger RNA, 1872 nt
Organism: Pyricularia pennisetigena
Lineage: Eukaryota; Fungi; Ascomycota; Sordariomycetes; Magnaporthales; Pyriculariaceae
Exons: 2
Coding region: 1-1872 (623 amino acids)
Source: RefSeq, a predicted model, not a curated record
AUGGCCUGGCUCGCAAGCUUACUUAACUCGGCAAUCAGCCCCAACACUGCCGCUCUGGCUUGGCUGUGCUACGACGUCGUUCGGCCAUCGCCCACCAAUGUCAGUGUCUUCGCAGGGUGGAUUCUGUGGAAGAACCAAAAUGCCGUCUUUGGACUCCUGGGCGUGCCGAACCCAACCAUCAGCACCUGGCUGAGUGCCCUCGUCGGCGCAGGCUUUGGGCUCCUUCAACUUCGGUUUUGGACUUGGCUGCUGCGGCCGCCGCCUACGAUAAUUCCUGCUCCGUGCGAAUGGCCUGGAAAACCACUUUUAGUCCCGUCGAGGACGACGCACUCUCGGUUGUUCCCCGAGAAGCACUCUUUUUCCUACUCAUAUCUCCUGGUGGGGAUUCCUGUUGGCUGGACGGGAACUGCAGGUAGCUUGGUGUCUGCUGAUACUCCGUCACGGAGAGGUUGGUAUGAUGUUGACGCUGCAGAUUACCUUGCAAGGGGAAGAGGCUACCUUGGACUGAGAGGCAAGCUCGAUGAAUAUUUGCAGUCCCAGGGAGUCGAACCAGAGCUUUAUCCUUUUGCAUAUCUGGUCACCGCCGCCAAAUUUCUUGGAUAUCAUUUCAAUCCCGUCUCAUUUUGGUAUCUGUACGACUCCAACAAGGUGUUCGCAGCUAUGAUCCUGGAGGUCAACAACACUUUUGGCGAAAGGCGAAUGUACUUUCUUCUCCCUUCGGAACCCAAAGCCAUCUCGGAUAUAGAUGCAAAUGGAGCUGCAAAACCAGAUGCUACAGCAGAAGCCUCGACUCAAGAGCCCACCAGGUUCACCCAGACAUGGCCCAAAGACUUUCAUGUUUCGCCGUUCAACUCACGCAAAGGAUCCUAUUCCGUCAGUGCGAAGGACUUUCUCGGACCAAACAUGCAAGGUCCUGGAACGAUCGACGUCAGCAUUGUGCUAAAGUCGUCAAAGGGUCAUGGGAAGCUCGUGGCCAGAAUAUUCUCGGAGGGAAAUACCAUAGACCCGGUCAGUCUAGGAGCCUGGCAGCGACUUGAUUUCCUGGCACGUUGGUGGUGGGUAGGCUUCGUCACCUUUCCGAGGAUCGUCAAGGAGGCAGGUCGUCUUUUCUUCCAGAGAAAGCUGCAUGUCUGGUAUCGCCCCGAGCCGCUCAAGGACAGCAUGGGACGAAUGGCGGAUGAGACAGAGAGAAGGCUGGAGGCCGUCUUCAGGUUCUAUCUGAAAUUCCACGUCGUGGCCAAGGCAGACUCUGCUUUGGCAGUCAGAUACUAUGCAAGUGGUACCGAGGACGGUGCAGGAGAUCUUAUGGUCUCUGAUGUAGCGCGGCGACAGGGACAUUGGGGAGAUGGAGAAAUCACUAUCAAAGUCCUCACUCCAGCGUUUUACUCCAGAUUUGUCGGCUAUGCACAUGACCUGGAAGCAUUCUUCUGCGAGCUCAGAGACAGCGAGACUAUAUGGGUUUCGAAACCGGAGCUGUUGCCAAAGCUGGCUCUCAAGACGCCAUCACCAACCCUGCAAGCUUCAAGUUUGAUGGACUUUGUCUCCUUCAGGGUAAUACAAAUCCUUCGACGACGGCCAGAGCGCAUUGAGCGGCCUUUGACCUCCAGCCAGACCACGGAUACCAACAACGGGCAGACGAAAAGCGGCGACCUGAGAGGCUUUCGCAUUUCACCCAUGGAUGCGUAUGUGCUAUCCUCGGAGGAUGCGAUAACAAAGGAAUCAUAUAGAAGCACUGUCCUGAGACUCUUUCUCGCGGAUAGGAUGGCUUUUGGCAUUAUGCCGCUUUAUGACAGCCUACUGUUUACACUCCGAGCAGUAUUCGCAGGUGUUUUGGCUUUUUCCGUGGAUAAGAUGCUGUCCAGAGUAAUAUAG